AUGGCCGCGCGUGGGGCCCAGCGGCCCAACGGGCACUCGCAGCCCAGUAAGAUCUGCCAGUUCAAACUGGUGCUGCUGGGAGAGUCGGCCGUGGGCAAGUCCAGCCUGGUGCUGCGCUUCGUCAAGGGCCAGUUCCACGAGUACCAGGAGAGCACCAUCGGCGCGGCGUUCCUGACGCAGUCCGUCUGUCUGGACGACACCACGGUGAAGUUUGAGAUCUGGGACACGGCGGGGCAGGAGCGCUACCACAGCCUGGCCCCCAUGUACUACCGGGGGGCCCAGGCUGCCAUCGUGGUCUACGACAUCACCAACCAGGAAACCUUUGCCCGUGCCCGGGGCUGGGUGAAGGAGCUGCAGCGCCAGGCCAGCCGCAUCGUCAUCGCCCUGGCUGGGAACAAGGCUGACCUGGCCAGCAAGAGGAUGGUGGAGUACGAAGCCCAGGCCUACGCUGAUGACAACAGCCUGCUCUUCAUGGAGACCUCGGCCAAGACAGCCAUGAAUGUCAACGACCUCUUCCUGGCCAUCGCCAAGAAGCUGCCAAAGACGGAGCCGCAGAGCACGAGCGGGGCCGGGGGCCGGGGCCGGGGCGUGGACCUGAGCGAGCAGAGCCCGCAGGGCCGCGGGCAGUGCUGCAGCAACUGAGGGAUCCACGGGAUCCACUGGGAUCUG
Melospiza melodia melodia is the source of this 669-nucleotide messenger RNA. Its product is annotated as ras-related protein Rab-5B-like. NCBI's taxonomy places the organism in Eukaryota, Metazoa, Chordata, Aves, Passeriformes, Passerellidae. The record is from RefSeq and is a predicted model, not a curated record. Gene Ontology annotation, cellular component: endosome; Golgi apparatus. Gene Ontology annotation, molecular function: GTPase activity; GTP binding.